This is a messenger RNA of Microplitis demolitor, 1427 nucleotides long. Its product is annotated as mitochondrial enolase superfamily member 1. Gene Ontology annotation, biological process: amino acid catabolic process; carbohydrate catabolic process. The transcript has 6 exons. Gene Ontology annotation, molecular function: magnesium ion binding; L-fuconate dehydratase activity. NCBI's taxonomy places the organism in Eukaryota, Metazoa, Arthropoda, Insecta, Hymenoptera, Braconidae. The coding region runs from base 81 to 1415 and encodes 444 amino acids. The record is from RefSeq and is a predicted model, not a curated record.
GCAGACAUUGCUUGUACUAAUUAUCAAGUUUAAUUCAUUUUUACAUAUAUAUAUUAUUUUAUAAUAUAAAAAGCAAAACAAUGACUUGCAUAGUAAAAGUUUUCGUUAAAGACAUCCGAUUUCCAACUUCUUUGCAAGCCGACGGAAGUGACGCUAUGCACACUGAUCCAGAUUACUCUUGCGCUUAUGUAACAAUUAAAUUGAAAAAUGGACUUGAGGGACACGGUCUUACAUUUACCCUCGGAAGGGGAACUCAAAUCGUGGUAAAAGCAUGCGAAGAUAUUUUAAAAAUGGUUAUAAAUAGAAAUGUUUAUGAUAUUUUUAAUAAUUUUGGUAAAUUUUGGAGAGAUAUUACUAGUGAAUCACAAUUACGUUGGUUGGGUCCAGAGAAAGGUGUUAUCCAAUUAGCGACAGCAGCUGUAAUUAAUUCAUUAUGGGAUUUAUGGUCGAGAAUAAGAAAUGUACCUCUGUGGAAAUUGUUAACAGAUUUAACACCUGAGCAAUUAGUUUCUACAAUUGAUUUCCGUUAUAUUACAGAUGUAAUAACGCCUGAAGAAGCGAUUAAUAUAUUAAAAGAAAGGCAAGAGGGUAAAGAGGAACGAGAAAAUCAUCUACUGACCCACGGGUUACCGGCUUACACGACCCAAGUCGGCUGGCUGGGAUAUUCUGACGAAAAAGUCCGUCAGCUGUGCAGGAAAUACCUGAAAGAAGGCUACAGAUCCUUCAAAGUUAAAGUAGGCCGCGAUUUGCAGGACGACAUCAGGAGAUGCGGGCUAGUGCGCGAGGAAAUAGGAAGCGACAACAAAUUGAUGGUCGACGCAAACCAGAUCUGGGGAGUGGGCGAGGCCAUUGAGUGGAUGAAGCACUUGGAGAAGUUUAAGCUUGCCUGGAUCGAGGAGCCGACUUCGCCGGAUGACAUCCUGGGGCACAGAAGAAUAGCGGAAGCCGUGAGGCCGCUGGGAAUUGGAGUCGCUACUGGUGAAGCUUGCGCUAAUAGGGUCAUAUUUAAGCAGCUGCUGCAAUUGAGGGCCAUCGAUUAUUGUCAGAUCGACUCGGCGAGAAUCGGGGGAGUCAAUGAAGUUCUUGCUGUUUAUUUCAUGGCUUACAAAUUGAAAGUUCCAGUGUGUCCACAUGCCGGCGGAGUCGGACUCUGUGAAAUGGUACAGCAUUUACAAAUGUGGGAUUACAUCUCCCUGAGUGGUACCACCGAUAACCGAAUAAUUGAAUACGUGGAUCAACAACACGAACACUUUGUAAAUCCUACAAUAGUCAAAAAUGGGCAUUACAUGCCGCCAAGUCUUCCUGGCUACUCAACAAAGCUCAAAGACCAAGCGAUCCUCGACUACGAGUUUCCUCAGGGCAAAGAGUGGCAGCGAAUGUUCAAUGAAGGGAUUUACCCCAAGCAGAUCGACUAAUUAUUCCCACAA